Messenger RNA from Arabidopsis thaliana (thale cress), 1765 nucleotides. RefSeq names its product serine carboxypeptidase-like 11 (gene SCPL11). NCBI's taxonomy places the organism in Eukaryota, Viridiplantae, Streptophyta, Magnoliopsida, Brassicales, Brassicaceae. Gene Ontology annotation, molecular function: serine-type carboxypeptidase activity; O-sinapoyltransferase activity. The transcript is spliced from 14 exons. The record is from RefSeq and is marked reviewed. Gene Ontology annotation, biological process: secondary metabolic process; proteolysis. Bases 127 to 1428 code for a protein of 433 amino acids. Gene Ontology annotation, cellular component: extracellular region.
AUUAUUGGUAAUUAAUUAACUAAUUGAACUCUACAUGUGAUAAUUAUCUUUUUUUUUUUUUUUUGGAUUAAAGAUAUAAAGAUCCUUGUAUCCUAAGAUGACUCAAUCUUUAGAAACUAAGAGAGAAUGGAAUUAACACUAAAAUUGCUGGUUCUGCUUCUGUUUAUCUUAAAUCAUCAUGUUGGUUCUGGCUCUAUCGUCAAGUUUCUUCCCGGUUUUGAAGGCCCUCUUCCUUUCGAACUUGAAACCGGGUACAUUGGUAUUGGUGAGGAAGAGGAAGUGCAAUUGUUCUAUUAUUUCAUCAAAUCUGAGAGAAAUCCAAAAGAAGACCCUCUUCUUCUCUGGUUAAGUGGAGGACCUGGAUGUUCUUCUAUCACUGGCCUUCUUUUCCAGAAUGGACCUUUGGCUUUGAAGUCCGAGGUUUACAAUGGAAGUGUUCCUUCUUUGGUCUCUACUACAUAUUCGUGGACUAAGACGGCGAACAUAAUAUUCUUGGAUCAACCUGUUGGAGCUGGCUUCUCCUACUCAAGAGCUCCACUUAUUGAUACACCUACUGACACAGGAGAAGUUAAGAGGAUUCAUGAGUUUCUCCAAAAGUGGCUAAGCAAGCAUCCACAGUUUUCUUCCAACCAUUUUUAUGCUGGCGGAGAUUCUUAUUCCGGUAUGAUUGUUCCGGCCCUCGUUCAAGAAAUCUCGAAAGGAAAUUAUAUAUGUUGCAACCCUCCUAUAAAUCUAAAGGGUUAUGUACUCGGGAACCCGAUAACGCACGAAGACGACCCAAACUAUCGCAUUCCAUUUUCUCAUGGAAUGGCACUAAUUUCAGAUGAACUAUACGAGUCAAUUAGGGAAGCCUGCAAAGGAAAUUAUUUCAAUGUGGAUCCACGAAACACAAAAUGUUUGAAACUUGUCGAGGAAUUUCAUAAGUGUACCGACAAACUAAAUGAAUUCCAUAUACUAUCACCAGAUUGCGACACGGCAUCUCCUGAUUGCUAUUUAUAUCCAUUUUAUCUCAUUAGCUUUUGGGCCAAUGACGAGAGCGUCCGCGAUGCUCUUCAUGUUAAUAAGAGGAGUAUUGGAAAAUGGGAGCGAUGUAACUAUCUGAGUAAACCAUACAACAAAGACAUCAAGAGCAGCGUACCAUACCAUAUGAAUAACAGUGUUAGUGGCUACCGAUCUCUCAUCUACAGUGGUGAUCAUGAUUUGGUGGUUCCUUUCCUUGCAACACAAGCCUGGAUAAAAUCUCUAAAUUACUCUAUCAUUGAUGAAUGGAGACCUUGGAUGAUUAGAGAUCAAAUCACUGGAUACACGAGAACUUAUUCCAAUAAGAUGACAUUUGCUACUGUCAAAGGAAGUGGGCACACAGCGGAGAAUAAACCACAAGAGAGUUUUAUCAUGUUUCGAAGGUGGAUUAAUGGCCAACCUUUGUAAAAAUUACAAUUAUGAAUUAUCUACUAUGUGAGCUAUUUGUUCCUGAGGAGGUUUAGAACUCUACCACUAGUUCGACAUGCUAUAGUUACCAAUAAAUGAGGUCUUAUUUGGGUCUAGGGAGACUACAGGCCAAAGACUUGGAACUUCUUGGUUUAUUGUUAUAUGUUGUUAGGUAACAUUUUUGUGUUAUUCAUAGAUUUUACCUUUUGGUACUUUUAUCUUCUCACAGAUUAUAUUGUUCUGUGUUGUGCUGUUAUUUUUUACAAUUAAACUUAGAUUUUUAAUAAAUUCUUUUUUGUCUCAAAUUUAAUAAGUUAUAUACCUAUCUCCAUUUUAC